UGUGUACUCUCGAACCGCACGGUCCGACGCUCGUCUGUCGCGCAUAAAGCACCGUCCUCAGCCAUCAGCCCUCAGCACAAAGGCAGAAGAAAGGACGCGAAUUUGAUUCAAUUAACUACGAAACAGCGAAAAAAGCACAUACACUAGUGGCAGAGUGGAAAACCGGUUUUAAAGACUGCACAAGUUCAGCUGUUUCAAUAAAAAUUUGCUGCGCUACACUGCGGUGGAUGGUGGAUGCUGAUAGCCAAAAGGUGGUUUUGUCCGUCACCGUCACAUCUCGUGCGAGAGAAAUUAAACCAAAAUCGGAAUAGAGCAGAGCAGAUUCGCAGAAUCAUACGAUAUUUUUUAUGCACAACACAGUCGGCGACGAAUGGCGGGUCGCGACACGAGGGGCGAUGUGUGGUUAUAUUUCGAGUAGAACGCAAUAAUACAACCCCCACCACCAUAGGCACAGAGUGGAGUGGAGAGGAGAGCAGCGGAGAGGAGCUAUCAGCAAGCAUCAGGCGAGAGCCGGAGAGAGCAAGAAGAGAGCGGAACGUCGCUGGAACAACGCUCAAUGCGCGCCGUUUUGUUAUUGUUUGUACAGCAGCAGCAAUCGGAACGGUCCGGGCAUCAUCUACAUAUAUUUUGCACCGCCAUUGGGCGAUAAUUAAGUACUAGCUAGCUGCUCUGCUGAAAGGGACACUGGCGCACAUCUUCUGGACACCGAGACACUGAGACACCACGCACUUCCGAUCACUUGGCCGGCGGCUGAUUGAAUACAAAUUCCGUUGAAGCCACACCAAGACAAGACAAGGCAAGGCAGGGGAAGCAUCAGCAUAAUCAUGCUAUCGACUGUCUUGAACUUUGCCCAGCGUGUCGCUGAGAUUUCUUUGCUCGGCGGCAUAGAGAUUGCAUCAGUUGCACUCAUCGUCUACUAUGUGUUUGCGAAAACGAGGGCACCCAUCAUUAUCGCCAACUUGUUUCCCAAUUUGAAUCUGAGCUACCGCACGUCUUUGGGGAAGAUCAAUACCAUACGCAGCGAUCUGUUGGUCACGCUGCGCUCAACGAAUGAGCCAAAAGUGCAAAGCUCUGUUGCACAUGGCAUUGGCACCCAGAACAUGCUGGAGCUGACGCCGCACGCUGGAUACAAACCGUUCAAGGGCUAUUUUGAUUGGGGUGUGAUCUUCCCCUAUGUCGCGCAGGUGUUUCGCAGCGAAAAGUUUGAAUACCGACAGGUUACCGAAAUCGUUCACAAUGAUCCCGCACUGAAACUUGCGAUUAAGCAGGCUGCCGAACAGGAUCUGCGCGAGCAGCGCUAUGCGCAAAACGGCCAUCGACUGCUCACGCGCAGCGUUAGCGGUGAUCAGGAGGAGGAGGAUGAGAGCAAGGGCAUAUCGUACCAAGCUAUUUUGCGCAAACAGGAGCAACGUGCCAUCACCAUACUGAAGGAAAUGGGCUCCACUUUAAACAAUGGCCUGCUCGCCUUUACCUCUUGGAUCCUGUACAAGCUGUUGCCAUGCUUCCUGUCUGGCGUCGUGACGAACACUAAACAGAUUGAAAUGCUCAAAACCGCAUCGGAACGGUCGCCCGGUACACCGUUGAUAUUUGUGCCACUGCAUCGCAGUCACUUGGACUACAUCAUGGUCACUUUUAUUCUGACCAACAACGACAUACGCAGCCCCCUGGUGGCCGCUGGCAACAACCUGCAGAUUCCCGUCUUUGGUGGCCUGCUCCGUGGUCUUGGGGCCUUUUUCAUUAAGCGCAAAAUCGAUCCGGUGGAGGGGAAGAAGGAUGUGCUCUAUCGCGCGGCACUCCACCUAUACCUGACCCAUGCCCUGAAGCAGGGCCACAAUGUUGAGUUUUUUAUCGAGGGCGGACGAACGCGCACGGGCAAGCCGUGCAUGCCGAAGGGCGGCAUCCUCUCUGUGAUUGUGAAUGCCUUCAUGGACGGCAGCAUUCCAGAUGCUCUCCUAGUCCCCGUUUCGGUCAACUAUGAACGCCUUGUCGAUGGCAACUUCGUGCGCGAGCAGAAGGGAGAGAAGAAAAUCCCAGAGUCCUUCACAAAGGCCAUUUCAGGCAUCUGGAAGGCGCUCAACUCCAAGUACGGCCGCAUGCGCAUUGACUUCAAUGAACCAUACUCGAUACGCGAGCUGGUCAAUUCGUUCAACCAAAUCGCCAACGAAGAUGGCAGUGCCAAGAUCUACAAGCCUGUAGUCAAAACUCUGCAGCAUAAUCAAUCGACGUCCUCGCUUUAUGGCACCGAUGUGGUGUGUGAAGAGCAUCGCAAUCUCAUCGAAAGCAUCUCGCGGCAGGUAGUCUUCGACUGUGCAGCUGCCACAUCUGUGAUGUCCACCAAUGCGCUGGCCUUUCUGCUGCUCACCCGCUACCGCCAAGGUGCCGAGGAACAAUUGCUGGCCGCAGCGUUGGACGAUUUGCGCAAUUCGUUGUCUGGCUGCAAGGACAUUGGGUUCGCAGGCGAAUCCUCGCAUGUCUUGGAGUACGCCUGUGAGCUGCUAGGCUCAGGUCUGGUUUCCCGCACACGUAACGAGAACGGCCGCAUGUUCAUUCGUGCCGUCGACUCGGUGGAGAGCGUCAUCGAGCUGGCCUACUACUCGAAUGCGCUGGCCCCGCACUUUGCCCUCAAUUCGAUUCUGAUGACUACGUUCCAUUCGCUGCUACCCGAGACCCCGGGGUCAUCCAACACUGCGGCAGCCGUAUCGCGCAAGAAGCUGAUUGAAGCGGCACUGGAGAACUGCCAGAUAUAUCGCUACGAGUUCAUACUGAACAAGCCCACUCAAGUAUUGGAGAACUUGCUAGAUAAUCAUCUGAAUGAUCUGUUGUUCCGUGAUUACAUUCGAUUGCCAAAAGAGGAUAAGGAGAUCAAUUCUCUAGACAGCUAUAGAGCCAGGAACUUGGCACAACAUAUAGACGUCGACGAUGAUGACGACUAUCUGUGUGUGGAGAACAACGAGAACGAUGAUGAGGGUGCCAAGCUGCUUUUCUGUAGCGAAACACUUCAGCAGCAGCGCAACAUCUGCGAGGUGCUAUCACCGUUCGCCUGUACAUACUUGACGGUGGCCCAAGCCCUGCAGAUACUUCACCGAAACUCAAUGCUUGAGUCAGAGUUUAUAAACUUUGUGAUCAACGAUUUGUCCGCCAAAGUGAAGCGCGGAAGCUGCAUCUAUGCUGAAAGCAUAUCUACCGAUUCCGUGCGCAACUGUCUGAAGCUUUUAGAGAAAUGGUCUGUGAUUGAGGUGUGCAACCAGCAGGGUAUGCGCCUCAUCUCUCUCAACACGCUCUACGAGAUGUCGCGGGAUAGUCUCAACACGAUUGUCAAAAAGAUAGACGCCAUUGUGCCAAAAUUAAAUGCUGGUUACUUGCAGAUCAACCCCUAACCAAACAAUAUGGUGUUGAUUUAUUUUUGGCACUCGACUCGACUCGCUCGACGUGUGGUGUGUGUAUAGUGUAUGUAUAUCCCCACUUAAGAUUACAGUGCAUACUCCUAGAUCUUACCGACUAAAAUAUGUCUAGUUUUAUAGUCAUACGAGAGUUACCCGUAUACGUACGUAAGUAUGUAUGUAUGCCAAAGUGCUAGCUUUAACAACCAACGAAAUAUAUGAACAAAUUCAUUUACAUCAUUUAACAUACAUAAAGCAUAAGGCAUAAAACAAAGCAUAGCAAAGCAAACAAAAUGAAAGUAAAUACAAUACAAAAUAUCUAGAAUCGACUCCUAUACUGAACUGAUUGAAUAAACUUUAUAAUUUUAUAUCCUAGACAAAUAGAAGACUUAAAAACAUUA
Messenger RNA from Drosophila persimilis, 3781 nucleotides. It is a transcript of the gene mino, whose product is annotated as glycerol-3-phosphate acyltransferase 1, mitochondrial. Bases 825 to 3377 code for a protein of 850 amino acids. Lineage: Eukaryota; Metazoa; Arthropoda; Insecta; Diptera; Drosophilidae. Gene Ontology annotation, biological process: phospholipid biosynthetic process. Gene Ontology annotation, molecular function: glycerol-3-phosphate O-acyltransferase activity. The record is from RefSeq and is a predicted model, not a curated record. Gene Ontology annotation, cellular component: mitochondrial membrane; plasma membrane. The transcript is spliced from 8 exons.